UCUUUCGAUAUUUCAGCAUUGCUAACGUAUAUUAAAUAAAUAAUUUACAAAAAUGCCCCUAACUGGUGGUGUUAACGAGAAUCUUGAUGGAACAAAAGAUUUUAAUAUAAAUGCGAUGAAAGAGUUUGAUAAUCAUACAGUGCAUGCAAGUGCGUACGUGGUUGGGCAAAGGGACAAACCUGAUCCGAUGAACUUAAACUCACCACCUUACAAAGUGGUGGGUGGUAGUUUGGCGGUAGAAAAGGCCGGACACUCCGUAGGUUUACACGGCCAGCAUAUACCAGAAUUCGGGAACCGGGUAACUGGUACAGCUAAUGUCAACGUCCUCAAAACUAAUGACCACAAAGUUGACGUCAAUGCUUUUACAACACAAACAAUAACUAAAGCUGGACCGAACUUUUCCACUCAUGGAGGUGGUGUUGAUUACACUUUUAAAGAAAAAUUCGGCGCCAACACUUCUGUUGCUCACACGCAUAUGUUCAACAAAACUGAUUACUCAGUUGGUAGUCAUGUGAACUUGUACAAGAACCCGACUACUUCUGUCGACUUCAAGGCUGGAGUUCAAAGAACUGACAUUCAGUUUGGCAGAGGCAACUGGGAGAAGCAAGGGUUUUUACAUAUUACAAAAAAGUUUUAAUCAUAUAUCUCUUCUAUGCAGAAUUGUUAUCAUUAUUUUUAUAUACAA
This is a messenger RNA of Melitaea cinxia (Glanville fritillary), 685 nucleotides long. RefSeq names its product defense protein 3-like. NCBI's taxonomy places the organism in Eukaryota, Metazoa, Arthropoda, Insecta, Lepidoptera, Nymphalidae. The transcript is spliced from 3 exons. Gene Ontology annotation, cellular component: extracellular region. The coding region runs from base 53 to 637 and encodes 194 amino acids. The record is from RefSeq and is a predicted model, not a curated record. Gene Ontology annotation, biological process: defense response to bacterium.